Molecule: messenger RNA, 1211 nt
Organism: Parasteatoda tepidariorum (common house spider)
Lineage: Eukaryota; Metazoa; Arthropoda; Arachnida; Araneae; Theridiidae
Source: RefSeq, a predicted model, not a curated record
CUAAUAUAGGGGUUAAGGACAGUUUACUUUCCCCUCCGGAAGUUUGAAAAGCAGCUGGCCAUUUUUAAACCGAUUUGCUGCUCAAAAAGUGGCGCUGAUUACUUCUCAGGGAUCAAGAAAAGGACAUUCCAGACAUUCUUUCCAUGCGUUAGCGUUGAAUAGUCGCUGUGUUACUAUAUAUUUUCUGUAUUAAUUGAAUUUUUUUUUUAAAUUUUGAAAUAAAAUUCACAAUUUCAAAAUGCCGAGAGUGUGUUUUUCUACAGGAUGUAACACCGGGUAUGUGAAACAACGAAGAGAAGCAAUAAAAGAUGGGAAAAAAGUACCCAGUCUUUUUCAAGCACCAAGGGAUAUUGGUUUACUAGAUAAGUGGAAGAGAUCUAUUCCACGAAGUGAUCGAGAAUUAACUUCCAAGGACUUUGUUUGUGCUUUACACUUCAAAACAAGUGAAAUUGAAACUCAUUAUGAAGUGAAAUUGGCCGAUGGCUCAAUAUGGAAAACUGAAAGGGAUAGACCUCUAUUAAAGAAGGAUGCUGUACCUUCUAUUUUUCCCAAUCUUCCUCAUUAUUUGUCUGAUUCCACAAGUGUUAGAAAGCCACCAUCCAAAAGAGCUCGAUUGGAAACAUUGCCAGUAAAUUUGGUGCGGAUAUCUUCAGUAACUGGUAAUUUUACAUUUUGCUUAACUUGCUCUGGAUACUUGCAAGGCACUUACAGAGCACGCAAAACUGGUGUUUGCAAGGAAUGCCUUACCAUUCAGAAGAAAAAGAUGACAGAAAGGCUUCAAAGUGUUGUUGCUGCUCGAAAGCAAUGUGCUCUGUCACCAAAGGAUGCUUUUCAUAAAGCUAUGGAGAAUCUUCCUGAGGGACAGAGGGAAGCCAUUUCAGCAUGUUUAAGAGCAGCAAAAAGUCCGUCUACUGGCAUGCGAUACACAAGCCAGUGGAUUUAUGAGUGCCUGUUACUCAAAAUUAAGAGCACUAAAGCGUAUAAUCACCUAAGAAGUCACCAACUUUUGAAGCUCCCAUCACCUGCAACUCUUUACAGGUAUUUAAAGAAUGUUAAGGGUUGCUAUGGAUUUCAAUCUUCGAUAUUCAAAUGCCUGGAAGGGAAAUCUAAAGUCAUGACUAUGGCAAACAAAAGGGGCAAGUGAAUUUUUUAUUAGUACUUUUGCUUUUGCAGGAAUUCAUAAAACAUUUUAUUUAAAUGUAAUUUUAUUU